CACUAUAUAUUAUUAAUUAUUAAUUAAAUAUUAAUCAAUAUAAAUUGAAUGAAUAGAAUUGAUGUAAAUAAGUAAAUUGUAAUUGCGACCAAUGCAUAAAUGGUUGGCACCUUCUUCUAUACACUUCCUUCAAAUGGAUCGGCAAUUAUUUGUGGAGACGGACGACAGUGUUGUGGUAGAGUUGAGCCACAAAUUAUCUGCCGAUCAAUUGUCAGCAAAAGUACCUAAAAUGCAAGUCUCGGAAAAAGACGGACAAAUGUUUGCUCUAAACAACAGUUCAUUACAAUUAAUGCUUGAAAUGGAAAAACAAGGAAAACUUGGCGAUGGACUGAUUGAGGUAGAAGUCGUUCCCUUAAGCAAAGUGCCCACUAAUAUCCAAAUGGGAAUGACUGCCAACAAACACAUCGAUUUUAUCAAUACUCUUCAUUUAGACAACAACUGUGUGCACCCUAUUCGAGACAACCACAACUUUGAACCAGAAUCGUCAAAACCAGUGCCAAAGAAGAAAGGAUAUUACAAACUAGGGUUGGAAUUAGUAAAGACGGCGCCCAUUAAGCCGGACACUGGCGCACAAACUGUGACCACAAGUGACGCAUCAAUGGUGCGAUCGCCGCAUACGAGUGAUGAGGACUCUGACCACGACUUGGAAGACGUGGACGAAGAA
This is a messenger RNA of Medioppia subpectinata, 664 nucleotides long. The record is from the annotation of a GenBank genome assembly. NCBI's taxonomy places the organism in Eukaryota, Metazoa, Arthropoda, Arachnida, Sarcoptiformes, Oppiidae.